Haemonchus placei is the source of this 921-nucleotide messenger RNA. The record is from the annotation of a GenBank genome assembly. Lineage: Eukaryota; Metazoa; Nematoda; Chromadorea; Rhabditida; Trichostrongylidae.
GCCUCGGGUGGUAUCGGUCAGCCACUUGGCCUGCUAUUAAAGCAGGAUAACCUUGUCAAGCACCUUGCUCUCUACGAUGUCGUCGGAACAGCUGGAGUAGCAGCCGAUCUUUCACACAUCGAUACUAACGCUAAGGUGACCGCACAUACUGGUCCGAAAGAGCUAGCUGCUGCAGUUGCAGAUGCCGACGUCAUUGUCAUUCCGGCGGGAGUGCCGCGUAAGCCAGGAAUGACCCGUGACGACCUGUUCAACACAAACGCCGGUAUUGUACGUGACAUCGUUGAUGUCAUUGCUGUCGAAGCUCCAAAAGCCAUGAUUGCUAUUAUCACCAAUCCGGUCAAUUCAACAGUGCCAAUCGCAUCAGAAGUCAUGAAGAAGCAUGGUGUAUACGAUAAACGUCGAAUUUUCGGUGUGACUACUUUAGAUGUAGUCCGUGCACAGGCUUUCGUCGCUGAGCUGAAGGGUCUCGAUGCCACGAAAACUGUGAUUCCAGUCGUUGGUGGUCACGCUGGAACAACUAUAAUCCCAUUGCUUUCUCAGGUUACACCAAAGGUGAACUUCACCGAAGAUGAAAUCAUGAAAUUGACCCCAAAGAUUCAAGAUGCCGGAACUGAAGUGGUGAAAGCCAAGGCCGGAGCAGGAUCGGCCACUUUAUCAAUGGCUGCGGCUGGGGCUCGAUUUGCGAGUGCUCUCGUUCGUGCAAUCAAAGGCGACAAGAGUGUCAUGUGUGCUUACGUAGCAUCAGAUGCCGUGAAAGGUGUUGACUACUUCUCAACCCCCUUGGAGUUGGGACCGAAUGGAGUAGAGAAGAUUCUUGGAGUAGGAAAGGUCAGCAAAUUCGAGCAGUCACUUAUUGACGCAUCCGUCGAAGAACUCAACAAGAACAUCAAAAAAGGAGUUGCGUUUGUCAAGGGAAAUUAA